AUGGACGUGAAUAUGAAGAAUAACAGAAUGUCGAAAAUAAUAAAAGAGGAAAUUUGUUUCUCGAGUAAUAAGCUGACAGAGGAGGAUGAUAUUCGUUCCGAUUCCCUGGCCAAUCUUAAUAGACCAAAAGUCUGGGCUAUGCCCGAAUAUGAGUAUGCUCUCAGUAGCGCGAUCGAAGAAGACAAUAUUACCAAUGAGAAAAAAAAGAUUGACGGAAAUUCUGCUUCUGAUAAUAGUAAAAAGAAAAAAAAUCGCGACAGAAUUAUAAGCUUUGUUCGUUGGAAAUUUCGAUUCGAGUGGGUUCCGGAUCAAGAAUUCCCGCCCUGGUGGGAAUCUUCAUGUGAAAGACUUCUAUACUCCAAAAUAUUGCCGGGAAAAUUAAAGUCUUUCGUCUGCCCGGAAUGUAGACUUCCCUCUAAUAUGAUUUACGAAGGCGUUUGGAUUUGUCUUAAUCACAACUGUCAGCAUUUUUGGCAGUCUUUGACUGCUCAAUACAAAUGGGAGGAAGUACCAAAAAACCUGAAUUAUGUAAAAGCAUUUUUAAACCCGGGGCUUAUAGAAAAAGAUCAAGCCAUUAAAAUUCCUUUCUCUAUAUUACCGCCACAACCACCAACCGGCUUGAACGAAAAAGAAGAUAGUCCAAUCACUGUGUCUCGAAAGGUGACGCCUGAUGGAGCAAUUGUAUUCCAGUAUAGUUUUCCAGAAGGGGGUCAUGUGAUUCAUAGGCUCGGGAACUUAUCCAUAAAUUCAAUGUCGGAUAAGUUAUUUCUGGAAUUUCAGGACAAAGAUAUCCCUUUUAAAAGGAACAAAGUAAAGAAUGGAAAUCAAAUAGUUGGAUCAGAGUUACUUGCUCGUCAAUUCUCUUUGAAUAUCGGAAAGGAUUAUGAAUUUUCACUAGCGGUAGAAACCUUGCAAUUUGAACAAUGUCCGGAGGUUGUUCAUAAAACCUAUCUUUAUCUUAUUGAGAUGUGUGCCCAACUUGUUCCAGGUGCACAAUUUAAUGAAAUGCUGUUAGUUGCAUAUUUGAAUGAUCAAAGAGAUAAUUUCUUUAAUGCAAUAAUAGAUGAUGGUGAAAAAGGUGUUGCACCAAUUGUUGGCAAUUUAUCUCUUGGAGCUUCGGCUAAACUAAUGUUCCGCAGAAAAAAGAAAGCCUCCGAGAUUCAAAAAUUUCGGGCCUCCGCCAGUACACAGAUAGGAUCGGAAAAUACUUCUUUUGUUAAUGAUGACGAAGUAGCGGUAGGCAGGGAGAAUAGUGACUGUUUGCAAACCGUCUUGGAAAGUCAUGAAGAUAAUAUGAGUAGCAUGGUGCCAAAUGAUGAUUCAUUUUCAUCUGACACAUCUUCCACAAGUACUACUCCGUCAACUAACAUCGAUUCCGAACAAGUUGUCGCUUCUAUUUCCAAAGUCAAAUUACGAUCCCGAAAAAGGGUCAUCUCUACAAAUUCAACAUCGCCAACUGAUUCCAUCACAUCAUCGUCACCACAUCCUCCUAAGAGAUCGCGUUCUCGCAAAAAGGAGGCCCCGAACUCUCCGAAGCCAACUGACCCUAGCUCAUCUUCAUCAUCUACUUCUUCGGUUACCAGUAAUUCCGAUACUUUAGCGGAAAUCUCAUUGCCGACUAUUUCAACUUUGGGGAUCGAGGUUGAGGGUUCGAAUAUAUCAACCAUUCCAAGAACUCCUUUAACCAUGUCACCAGAACCGUUUAAUGGCCUGCCUGUCGAUCAUAUGAAUCUGAACUUAAAAGUUCGCGGAAGUGGACCAGAUUUAGUAUUAAAGUUGAACCAUGGUGAUGUGUUAUUGAUGGUUGGAAAAGAGAUCCAGAAAUAUUAUGAACAGUAA
This is a messenger RNA of Acaulospora colombiana, 1839 nucleotides long. NCBI's taxonomy places the organism in Eukaryota, Fungi, Glomeromycota, Glomeromycetes, Diversisporales, Acaulosporaceae. The record is from the annotation of a GenBank genome assembly.